UCUCUCUCUCUUUCUCUCUCUCUCUCUCUCUCUCUGAUCUCCUCCGUGUGGACUGAUAGCGUGCUGACAGUCGCUCUGCCCGGCGCUGUGGUCACGGUGGAGAGUGUAUGUGCGCGUGCCUGUGUUGGGAGAGGCGAUGAGCGGCACGCCGCCGCUGCUGAUCUGGAGGAUGCUGGUGUGCGUGAGCCUGCUGGCGCUGCUCCUCGGAGCAGGCGCUGCUCUGCAGAUUCAGUGUUAUCAGUGUGAGGAGGUACGGAAGGACGACUGCUCUUCUCCUGAAUUCAUCGUUAACUGCACUGUUAAUGUGCAGGACAUGUGCCAGAAGGAAGUUCUCAUCAUGGAGGACGGAGAAGAACCUGUGGAGGAGAACGGAGAAGAUCCCCCGGAGAGCUCUCAGCAGUCCUACCAGUGCUGCGAAUGUGGGAAAACCUUCAGGUUCGCCUCCUUCCUGAAAGUUCACCUGAGAACUCACACUGGAGAGAAGCCCUUCCCCUGCGGGCAAUGCGGGAAGAGGUUCUCCUCGACCACUGGCCUGAGGAACCACACGUACAUACACAGCGGAGAGAAACCUCACACAUGCUCGGUGUGUCAGAUGACCUUUAGAUCCGUGCCAAACUUGAUCGCCCACCAGAGGACGCACAGUCAGGAGAAGCCGUUUAGCUGCCCGUACUGCGGCCGGGGGUUUUCCAGACCGGACAACCUUAAACUCCACAUCAAGAUUCACACCGGAGAUCGACCUUUCCCCUGUGCCCAGUGCGGCUUACGCUUCACCUGCACCCGCGUUUUAAAGCAGCACAUGUACGUCCACACUGGACCUCACCGGUGCCCUCACUGCGAGGAGAUCUUCAGCACCUUCUCCAGGCUGAAAGCCCACAGGAAGAUUCACAGCACGUCGUCCGGUCGAGUUAAGAAGUGGCUGGUUAAGGAGGAGCGUAAAGGCAUCCUGACGUGUGGACUGAAGAUGGGGGAUGUGAAGGUGGUGAAGGUGGAGGCAGGUGAAGAUGCUGAAGAUGAGAUCAAGGAGGAUGUACAGCAGGUCCUGCUGUUAGGGGAAAAUGCUGAAGAUGAAUGCGGAGAAGACGUGAAGCAGGUCCUGAUCCUGGGAGAAGAUGCAGAAGAUGGUACUGGAGAGGAUGUGAAGCAGGUCCUGGUAUGUGGAGAAGAAACUGAAGUAAAUGAAGAUGUCCUACAGGAACUGAGAGCCCAGAAAUCUCAUCAGUGUACUGAGUGUGGGAAAACCUUCAGAUACGCUUCCAUCCUGAAAGUACACCUGAGAACUCAUACGGGAGAAAAGCCUUUCAUCUGCUUGCAGUGCGGGAAAGGAUUUACCUCCAUCACAAGCCUGAAGAAUCACGCGUUCAUACACAGUGGAGAGAAACCUCACACGUGUCCGGUGUGCAAGAAGGGCUUCAGAACUGCCUCAAUUCUGAAAGGGCACCAGUUGACCCACAGUACGGAGAAGCUUUUUACGUGUUCUGACUGUGGUCGAGGUUUUUCCAGGUUGGACAGCUUGAAACUUCACACAAUGAUUCACAAGGGUGAAAGGCCUUUUGUUUGCAGCCAGUGUGGUAUGGCUUUCACUUCUGCUCGUAUUUUAAAAAAGCACACAGUCAUUCAUGCAAGACCCCACCGGUGCCCUCAAUGUGAGAAGCUCUUUGCUACUUUGUCGGAAUUAGAAGCGCACCAAAAGAUACACGCUGAUGAAAAUCCACCGACUUGUACUCACUGCGGGAAACGUUUUUGGAAAAUUAGAUACUUGAAAGCCCACAUGAGAAUUCACACAGGAGAAAAGCCAUCCUGCACUCAAUGUGGGAGAACUUUCACCACCGAUGGUGCCCUGGUUCACCACAUGAAGCUUCACGCAGGAGACAAACCCCAUCAGUGCUCUCAGUGUGGGAAGACCUUCGUAAGUAUCAAGGAAUUAAGAUUACAUCACCGGAUUCAUACCGGAGAGAAGCCUUUCAGCUGCUCCCAUUGCGACAAGAGUUUCAUCAGUGCAAGCUAUCUGAAGAGCCACAUGGACACACAUACAGACAGCAAACCUCACCAGUGCUCUGAAUGUGGGAGGAGUUUCAAACGUCCCUCAGAGUUAAAAAUGCAUGAGAGGAUUCAUACCGGAGAGAAGCCCCACGCCUGCUCAGAGUGCGGCAAGAGUUUCCGGAAAUUGUGCAACGUUAAAAUUCACAUGAGGACCCACACAGGAGAAAAGCCCUUCAUCUGCAGCGAGUGCGGGAAAAGAUCUACAACAUUAGGCCACCUAAAACUCCACAUGAGGAUGCAUUCUGGCGAGAAGCCGUACGUCUGCUCUGUGUGUGGGAAAUCUUUUACACGGUCGGCACAUCUGAAAGCGCACCGGUAUGUCCACACAGGGGAAAAACCAUACAAGUGCUCGGAGUGCGGGAUGAGCUUCGCUAAGCCGUGUAACUUAAAAACACACCAAAAAACCACACACAAAAGUCCUGAGAUCAUCAAGUCUUAGACUUAUAAAGCUCAGCCUCAACAGAGUUAUGGAAGUUAACAUCUGACCUAACUGGAGGUAAUCGACCUCUGCCAGUUGAAAUGAUCCACCACAGUCAUUGUGGUGGAGAAUAAAUAGCAUCUGUUGCCAAUUCUGGAUCUUGUGACGUCCACUAUGAUCUAGAAUAAGAUGCAAAAGUCAUUAAAAUGACUUGCUGUCAGUUUUCAUUGAGACCAUCUAAUACCACUACUGAAGGUUUUGACUAUCUAGGCAUAAGCAUUGCAAAUCCUCCCACAAUGACAGAAUUUGGGGCACAAUCUGAACAGAAUUUUGUGCACAGUCUUGAUGGAAUUUGGAGCAUAAUCGUGACGAAAUUGCUGCACUAUCUUGACGAAAUUUGAUCCGCCAACAUGAUGGAAUUCGGAGCACACUCUUGACAGAUUUUGGUGCACAGUCUGACUUAUUCAAAGGUGACUUUAAUGUGCAUCAUGAACUCUAGCUAGGAAGUACUAGCAAGUACGACUGGUUAUCAGGUCUUUCAGCUCGCAUGCUGUUGAGGCCUUGAACAGACUGUUCCUCCCAACCACAGGAGAAUAAAUCUUCAACCUUCACAUCAUGGCUUGGUGCUAGUAAAGCUUGGUCUGCCCACAUACAGAGAUAAGACAACCCUUGACAAGAAAAAUGUGGCAAUAUAAUACAGCUAGCUUCUGUAGAAUGCAUGACCUUAUCAUGUGUAAAGGCUGGCAGAAAAUCUUCUCAGCGAUACAGUGAAUAUUUGCCACUAGUCGUCGGUCAUCAGCUAGGAUGUUUAUCACUAGAAAGAUUGGCGAAAAAGUUUGGAUUAGUGAAAAGUAAAAAGGAGUUGCAUAGAAGAAGGAGCACUUUUUGCGACAGCCUGGCUAGAUGCAUGUUCAGGCUGAGAAGGACCUACAACAUUAGUCACACUAAGAAACUAAUCCCAUCCUAACACCCUAAUCAGCAAACUCGGUUGUUAGCAGGACCCUGAAACACUACAAAUCUUGAUGAUCCUUGGGCCCAGAUCAAGUUUUUAAGGAAGGCAUUGCUGAGCUUGCAAGUCUCAUGGGGCCAGAUAUGAUCAUGUGAUGAGAAUGUCUGGGGAAAACUUUUAGAAACUGUGGCCAGGAAACAUUAGCUUAUUAGGGUGGACACAAACUGACUGUGAAGGUUCUAAGCUAAUGCCUUGUGAAGAUGGCCAAACCUGCUGCAAGCCCAUGGAUCUUGCAUAACUUAGCUUGACUCAAAUGUCCCCACAAAGGAAUGGAGAACACGUUGCAUGCGGUAAUGGUGAACAUUAUCUUUUGCAAAGGAGAAACAGUUGUUAUUAAUUACUUUAGACCUUUAAAGAACAGGCUCUAAAGGAAUUUGUGGGCAUGUUUUGGAGGAGUGGGUUUAGGAUGUACCCUUGUGAGCAGGUUUAAAGCGUACCUUUGCAUGUGGAAAAGUUAAACAGUGUAUCCCUAGUUGUGUUCUCAUUACAAAACAUCUGGCCCUGAGAGAACAAUCAGACAAAUGAACAUAUGAACAAGGUUCCCAGCUGAUCCAUCCACUGCAGGUACAGAUGAUAUACACAAAAUAUGCAGAAAAACAUUGUAUUGUGACAUAAGUGAUCACAGUACUCAGGGCAAGGCAGAACCUGGGAGGCUCAAAGGCAGGCAGAACCUAGGAGGUGCAAAACAUUGCAAGGACAGAUGGAACUUUAUAAAUUUUCCCAAACCA
This is a messenger RNA of Pygocentrus nattereri (red-bellied piranha), 4195 nucleotides long. RefSeq names its product oocyte zinc finger protein XlCOF6-like. NCBI's taxonomy places the organism in Eukaryota, Metazoa, Chordata, Actinopteri, Characiformes, Serrasalmidae. The transcript is spliced from 4 exons. The record is from RefSeq and is a predicted model, not a curated record. Bases 137 to 2479 code for a protein of 780 amino acids. Gene Ontology annotation, cellular component: nucleus.